Messenger RNA from Plasmodium cynomolgi strain B, 5835 nucleotides. Its product is annotated as multidrug resistance associated protein. Gene Ontology annotation, biological process: transmembrane transport. The transcript is spliced from 2 exons. NCBI's taxonomy places the organism in Eukaryota, Apicomplexa, Aconoidasida, Haemosporida, Plasmodiidae. Gene Ontology annotation, molecular function: ABC-type transporter activity; ATP binding; ATP hydrolysis activity. Gene Ontology annotation, cellular component: membrane. The record is from RefSeq and is a predicted model, not a curated record. The coding region runs from base 1 to 5835 and encodes 1944 amino acids.
AUGAGUGAAAGGAAGGCGAAGGGAAAGGAUGCCGCGAGAAAAAAAGGGAGCGUAAUUUCAAAUAUCUCAUGGUUCGGCUUUGUAACCUUCGAAUGGAUCACCAUCAUACUGAAUAAGCUAAAAGCAGAAGAUAAUUUCAGUCUUCCCAAAAUAGAAGAAGAUGCAGCGAUUGAAUAUUAUUCGUACAAAUUAGGGAAUCAUUUAAGAGGAGUUAAAAAAAGAAAGAGAUCAUGUGGCAGUGGUGGUACAGUGAAUCCAAGAGAGAAAUCUGAUGGAGAUGGUUUUAAUGGAAAGUCAACCAAAGAGACAUACUACUCGGUACAGAACAGAGGAAUCACAUGUGCCCUGUUGAAAACGUUUAGAAGUCAACUAAGUUGUAUUACUCUCUUUUAUGUGAUGCACACUCUGUAUCUCAUUUUUGUGGCUCUAUGUAUAGAGAAUUAUAUUCUCUUAAUCAAGGGACAAGGGAGAGCAUGGAUCCCAUUCUUUCAAGGAUACAAAGAAAUUGCAUUUGGUUUAUUCCUAGUUGUAGUGAUAUGCUUGGAUGUGUUUUUUGACGCUAUUGUAACCUUCUUUGAUUACAGAUUAAGGUUGAAUAUGGAGAUUACACUGAUGUAUUUUUUGUAUAAAAUAAAUUUAGAAUACUUUAGGGGGAGGUUAUUAUCCAGCUCGUCUUAUGUCGCAGUGGGAGAUGUGCAGGACGGGGUCCCCAUUUCCAUGAUAGAUUUCUGCAACAUGCUAAUUAAAUUCAUUAUUUCUUUUUACAUGUUUUAUUUCAAAAUGGGAAGAGAAGCAGUUGUGAACGGCAUACUGUUGAUUCUAUUUCUCUACAGUCUCAUGAUUGUAUUCGAAUUGGCAUCUAGCUUCUUUAAAAUAAAACACCUCAAAUGUAGAGAUGCUCGUAUAAGUAACAUGCAUCAUAUCCUGAAGGAAUACAAAUUAGUGAAGAUGUUCAAUUGGGAAGCGAUAGCAUUUGACUAUGUAAAUAGACAUCGAAAAAAAGAAAUGAAAAUAUGCACAAUCAGAAUUUAUCUCAAUUCUUUGAGUAAUUAUAUGAAUGCGAUUUCCAUGAAUGUUGUGGAAGUUGCCAUUUUUUUUAUUUUUAUUAAAGGAGAGUUAAAUAGCAAUAAACCAAUCAACAUCAGUUCCAUUAUCACUCCUUUAUUUUUGUAUAAGUCACUCAUUGCUGGUAUGUCGAACCUCCCCAAUAUCAUUAAUAACUUACUCGAGGGGACGAUAAAUAUUGGGAGAAUCAACAAGUACAUUCACCACUAUAUGUUCCAGUUUGAGUCCACCGAAGGUCGUGCCUGCUCCUCUGAGGAUGACUACCAGAUUGGGAUCCACGCCUCUACUGCCACCCCCGGGGGAAGCGGCGGGGGAAGCGGCGGGGGCAAGCACUGUGAGGACGCCAACUGGAGGAACUUCAUCAAAUAUAUGAUUUUCAACAAAGGUUAUAGAAAAACCGUCGGGGGUAAGAACAGCAGUAACAGGACCUACUACUACAGCAGCGACCAGGGGGGAGGGCAGAAGGGAAGCCGCCCCGGGGGGGAUCCACUUGGAGGAAUAGCUACCGGGAAAGGAGAAGCAAAAGGAGAAGCAAAAGGAGCAGGAAAAGAAGCCGCAAAGGGAGCCCCCAAAGCAGCCGCAGUGACGGUCGGGGCAGGUGCGGCCCACCAACCCGCGGACGUGAUUUUAAAGAUGAACAGGUGCUACUUCUCUACGGAGAAGCCGGCCACGGGAAGAGGUCGAGACGCCAGCCGAGACGCCAGCCGCGACGCCAGCCGAGAUGUCAGCCGCGACGCCCGCCGCGACCCCAGCCGAGACCCCAGCCGAGACCCCAGCGCGGGAGACGCGCUUCUCAAGAACGUUAACCUGACGGUGAAGAACAACACCCUGGUGGUGAUUCUAGGGAAUGUGGGUUCUGGGAAGACGCUGUUCUUUAACUCCCUGCUGGGGAAGCUGAGGCUGUCACAAGGGAGCUGCUACGUGAAGAACUUCGCCCAUGAUAACAUGCCCGUGAUGUACGUGCCACAGUUCUAUUGGGUAACCAUCGGCACCAUCCGAUCCAUGAUUCUUUUUGGAAAUAGAUUCGACCCCUUUCUCUACUACCGAGCCAUUGUGCAGAGCGAGCUUAUAAACGACAUGAAUACGUUUAAGAGGAAGGACUUAAGGUACGUGAAUGACGAGCACAGUCUCAGCAAAGGACAGAAAGCGAGAAUUUGCUUAGCCAGGGCGCUGUACCAUCAUUAUAUACACAUGAGCGAUUUGAUGAUUGAUUACGAGAGAGAUGUCCGCGUGAAUGAGAAGUGGCGUGAAAGAGGCAUCUCGGAAAAUUUGUACAAAACGGGGAGUUCCUUGUCUAGAGGGCCCAGUGGUGGCGGUGGCGAUUGCGGUGAUGGAGGCGGUGACGGAGGCGGGCCCCACCCCCAGGGAGGGAAAAGAAAGAGUGUCUUCGUCAAAGGAGACACACACACAGAUCAUGCGGGAAAAAAAAGAACCUCAGAUGAUGAACCCUCAUCGGUGGAGGAGAAAUACGAACUACAGGACGUGGAUAAUUCGACUAACUAUACCUUCAACACAGGUAAUAUGACCAGCACGUGCUCACAUGUUAGUCGAGAGAAAAAUGCAGCAGGGGAAGAGGACGAAUACGAACAGCAGCAACACCAUGGAGGAGGAAGCAGUAACGAUGUGAUUAUUGGACCAGCAGGGGAGAUAUACACACAGAAUAGGGACCUGUUUAAGAAGAACUCUCUCCUAAAGGACUGCCUGGACCAGGAGCAGAUCUCCUAUCUGUACCUCCUCGAUGAUCUGUUCUGUGCAUUGGAUCCAUGCGUAUCGAAAAAUAUUUUUUACAACCUUUUCUGCAGUCAAGAAAACGUGCAAGGGUAUAAGAAGCACUGUGGGUUUAUCCUGACGGCCAACCAGAAUAUAUGGAACAGCUUUCUGGAGGAGGAUGUCGUUCGCGAGCUUCAAUAUGGUGUCGAAAUUUAUCGCCUGCAGAACCGCUCGCUGGUGUACGAGGGGGACAUCCAUACCUACAUGAGGAAGAAGGGGAUCGUGCCGCACCGCGGCGAGCGCCCCAAGGAGGGCUCCUCCCCGGGCUCCGCUAGCGCAGCGAGCGCAGCGAACGCAGUUAGUGAAGCUAACACAGCCAACACCGCUAACACAGCCAACAGAGGCGCUCCCCCCUCCGCGCGGCCGACAGCCACACUCAACAUCACGAGCAAAAUGCUGGAGUUCUUCUCAGACCAACAGAGCGGAAGUAAGAUCAGCCGCAAAAAUAGCAGCAAAAAUGGCAGCAAAAGUAGCCCCAAAAAUGACAUGAAGUACCAAAAGUUUGUUAUGCUGAAGGAACUGAAGAGUACCUACUCGUGCAAACUGGAACCCCUGGACUCCGUGUCUGUGCAUGGAUUCGGGCGGAAGUACACCACGGUCACACAGAACUACGUAGAGAAGCGUGAAGAAAAAAUGAUGAAUACGAUGCGCAGCGUGAGUAUUAGUAGUUUGGGAAGUACACGUAAAGCGACGAUUAUGAACUACGCCGAGGUACUAGUGAAGGAGAAGAAGAGUCGUGGUGGGGGGACACGCGAUAGGAACAACAAAUGCAACCUCUCCUUUGAGCAGGAUGACAAAAUAACGCUGCACGAGUUUGAAAAGGUUAGCAAGGUGCUACAGGCACAGCUGAAGGAUAAUUAUAUGUAUGAGUAUAUGGGAAACCACGAAAGCGAAAAUGAGGAUGAAGAAGAAGAGCUACGAUUUAAGGGCAACAUAAAAUGGGAGACGUUUGUUUGGUACUUGCGAAUGAUAGGGAACUUCCUCAUAGCAGUUAUUCUCCUGUUCAUGAUAGCCUCUAUCUUUACAGACGAAAUAAAAAAUAUGCUGCUCUUUAUGGCAAGCACAGUAAUUAAAAGUGAAGAACAGAAUGACUCAGAAAUUUUAAAAAAGCAAUUAGUAUAUCUCAAAUUCUUUGUCCUUCUACCCUGCGUAUCGUUGGUCACCACGUUAAUUUCUUUUAUGCUGAUAGCCCACGGAAUAGCAAUAUCAGCUGUCAAAGUCCACACAGAAGUACUUAUGAGCAUUCUCUACGCCCCUAUACAUGCCUUCUACAGCAAUAAUCUGGGAAAUAUAAUAAAUCGAUUCAUCACAGAUAUAAAUGUAAUGGAUAAUGGAAUCAUCAAAAGGAUAUACAAAACUUUUUACACAUUUUUUCGUUUUCUUUUUACAAUUUUUCUCCUAAAUUAUAUGGUUUAUCAGACUGUGUAUGUAUUUCCGAUAAUAAUUUUUUUAAUAUAUUUUUGUGUUUUUCAAAGAUAUUCAAGGGGAUGCAAGGAAGCUCAACGAGGAUACCUAAGUAGUCACGCUCCUCUGUGUACCAUCUACAGUAAUACCAUAAUGGGGAAGGAGAUUAUCAACCUGUAUAAGAAGAACAAAUAUUUUCUAGACUUGUAUGCUAAGAGGGUGUUUGAUUUUAAGAACUAUACCAUUUUUAAGUGGUGUUUAACUAUAUGGGCUUCUCUAUACGUACAACUGAUCGUGUUGUGUUUGACCGCUUUUUAUAUCAUAUAUCCCUAUGUGUUGUACCCUUACCUUGGGAACAAGCAGGACUCUAACAUCAUGAAUCAGGAGAAAAAUGCGAGCACUAUUGGGUACUGUAUUACCUUUUCUUGCAGCUUGGGGUUUAUCAUUAAGUCUCUCCUGUAUGACUACACGCACGUGGAGAAGGAGAUGUGCAGCACGCAGCGUUUGGAGGAGUGCUCGCAGAUGAUUAACGAGCCUGUGGGUUAUGGCGAUGAGGGGGAAGUGCUCCCCACGCAGGUGCCGCCGCCUGGUUCGGCAAACGCCGCCAGGCCAAACGCCGCCAGGCCAAACGGAGUGCCAGUAGACUCCGCCGAGGUAAACUCCGCCAAGGCAAACUCCGCCACGCCGAGCUGCGCCACGCCGGAGAACGGCAAAGCCAAGUAUGGCCUCCACUUCGAAAACGUGUUCGUGAGUUACAAAAAAAAAAUCUUCAUCGAUAAGUCACGCAACCUGUACUACUACGCGAACGAAAAGUCCUGCCUACGUAACAUGAAUAUCUACGCAUUGAAAGGACAGAAAAUAGGCAUCGUAGGAAGAUCGGGGGCAGGAAAAAGCACUACCAUUCUCUCCGUGUUGGGUCUCAUACCCACAACCCGAGGAACCAUAUCGAUUGAAGGAAGAGACAUCAAAUCUAUGAGUCUGGAGGAGAAAAAAAGUAUCAUUGGUCUUCUCCCCCAAUCCUCUUUUGUAUUCUUUCAUUGGAAUAUACGUACUUAUAUAGACCCCUACAGUAACUUCACAGAUAAGGAAAUUAUGGAUGCUUUUAAAUUAAUUGGAAUAAAUUUACGGAACGAGGAUCUAUAUAAAUACGUUUAUAAACAGAAGAAGAAGGAGUCUCAUGAGGAGAGGGAAAUGCUUAAGGGAAGGGAGAAGUAUGAGAGGGGUAACUCAUCCACAGUAACCAACUUUUUAUCCGUUUCGGAUGAUUGCAUUCGUUACUUAGCAUUAGUGAGGCUUUUCCUAAACAGACAUACAUACAAGCUGGUGUUAAUCGAUGAGAUCCCUGUCCUUAACUUAAAUUUGAGCAAUAGUAAUGCCAAUAAUUUUUUCUCCAGCGACGUGAAAUCGUUUGAGUAUAUUAUACGGAACUACUUCUCACACAUCACUGUGUUGAUUAUCGCUCAUGAUGCCAGCACGCUCUCCUGCUGCGAUGUCAUUUACGUCGUGGCCAAGGGCGAGGUUUCGUACAAGUGUAGCUACUCCGAGAUCAAGACGCAGAAGUCGCUCGCCGCUCUCAUUCAGCAGCAGAUGGAGUGA